Molecule: messenger RNA, 2490 nt
Organism: Tetrahymena thermophila SB210
Lineage: Eukaryota; Ciliophora; Oligohymenophorea; Hymenostomatida; Tetrahymenidae
Exons: 2
Source: RefSeq, a predicted model, not a curated record
AUGGAGGUAAAAAUGGAAAAAGAAAAUUAAUUACAGGAAACCUCAUUGCAAAGUUCUAUUAAGUAGUCUUCUUAAAGACCACUCACUGUAUUUCCUUCUCUUAAUUCAAAGGUGCCAAACUUAAUUGAAAAAGCUUAGAGCAGUAGAAGCUCAGGAGGCUCUAAAAGUGAAGACAUUUGUGAGAAUUGCCAAAAAACAAAAGUUUGUAUUUAACAAAAAUGCAUCGAAAGUUAAGAAGUGAAUUUUUGCUGCGAGAAGUGCUAUAAGAAGAAACAUGCAGAUCAUUUUAAGGAUUUUGUAAUUGAUAUAUCAUCAAUAGAUUCAUAGAUCCGUAAACUUCAUUAAGAAGUAAUUGAUGGCCCUUUAUUUCGCUUAGCCACAGAUUUAAAAGAGAUGUUUAAAGAUUUUAAUGAUUUUAAAAAGCUAUUUCCGUAAAUAUAAGAAAUACCUAUUGUUGAAUUUGCUUUACAUUCUAAAAGAAUUAAUUAAGCUAAUGUAAAGUAAUAAAAAGAAGAUUAUGAUAAAAUGAGAAAAGAAUCUAUUAAAAAUGCUAUUAAGAUAUCAAAAAUUGAAAAAAAAAGUUCUAAGUUAAAACUUCAUAUUGACGAGAUAGAAAUAGAGAAUAACACCUUCGCCCUACUGAAAAGAUACGAAGAUAUCAUAUAGCAACAGUAGCUCAAGCUAGAUGAGUUCAAGGAGAGAACAAACAAAAUAUUUUAAGAUAUCAGAAAAGCUAUACCUCCUACCAAUAAUGUUUAUUAUACUUCUUUGGCUAUUGGUAGUAAACCAGUUAGAUUCUUGGAAAAGGAUACAACAUCAUUUUAAAAAGAGAAGAACAGUUUCUAAAGUAACAAUAAUUAUAAUUCUACUCAAGAAAGGGAUGACGAACUAUUAAGUUAUAAUAAUAACAGUACUUUAAAUAGUUAUAAUAGCAACAAUAACAAUAGUUUUAAUAAUCAAUAAUUUAAUUUCAAUAAUCAAUUGAAUCAACAUGGCUAACUAAUAAAUAGUAGUUCUAGUUUAAUGAUGGUUUCUCAGGUUGAAUAAAAUAAUAUUUUCAAUAACACUUAGGUAAUUAAAAAGGGAGUUGAAAAUUUAGAAAAUAAUAAUCAACCAUUCAUAUAUUAAAACUAGUGCUAUAGUAAUAGUAUUAGUAACUAGAGAUUUGACAGUAAUAGUAAUAGUAAAAGGUUUACAAGUGAUAUUUUAAAUUUCUAGCCUUUGCUUGAAAAAUAAUUAUAAGAUUAGUAUGAACAAUACACUCAAUAAAAAUUAGAAGCCAUAAGCUAAACUGGCCCAAAUAGCAAUCAUAAACCAUUAAGCAGAAGUGUAAAUAAUUUAUUUAGUGAGAGUAACUAAAAUAAUAACAGUAUAAGCUAUAGCAAUUCUAACAUAGAUCAACUUAGAUCAACUCCUUAUAAAUAAUAAAAAACUUAAAAGAAAAUCAAUGAAUAUUUUGUUUCUAAUAAAAACCCUAAGGGCUAAGUUAAACAAGAAGAGUAAAAUCAAAUAAAAUAAACUCUCCUUUAAGAUGAAAAGUUUAUUUAAUAGCAGCAAUAAUAACUUCUUUUUUACUAAUAGUAAAAGGACAAAUAGAUACAAGAUUAAUAAAAACUUCAAGCAUAAAAAUAAUUAUUACAAACUAUUUAACCUAAUAAAUAGAAUAACACCAUUUAGCAAGAAUUUUAAAAUUUAUAAAAAAAGUAGUAGUUAUAGCUGCAAUAGCAAUAACAUCAGUUGCUAUUUAAAAAUCAAUCAAUAUAGCAGUAGUAGUAGUAACAGCAACAAUAGCCUGACGUUCAAUAAAUACCUGUUUUAAAGCAAGAGUCAGUAGGUUAGAAAUUAGAAACCAAUAUUUUGUUACCAAAUAAAAAAGUUGAUAAUGUAUUUAUGAAAAAUGAUGCUUUUCUAAUAGACGAACUAAUGAAGUUAACAUAGUCAACUGUUUACACAUAAAAUGAAGACGAAAACGAUUUAAGAAAAUCACCUUCAUUUUAGGCAUUUACAAACUCAUAGCUCAAUUCAUUCCCAAACAACAAAUCUUUAACAGAUAGUUACAUAAAGGAUAAAUUAAUUACAAACUAAAUUAUUAUUGAAGAAUCAUAAGAAUCAAAUACAAAUAAAUUUAAGUAACCAACUGUUCUAAAUUCAUUAGAUCUUCUCUGUUAGGAAUAGCUUUCAGAUGUUAAUGAGUAAAGUAAUUCAAUUUAAAUAGAAGUAAAUGUUAGCGAUUAAAAAUAAACAAAACAGUCAGAAAUAAAUAUUAAUUAAACAAGUUAAAAACAAAAACCGAAUAUUAUCUCUAUACCUUCAACUUCAUCUCUUUCUUCUGUUUCAAAAUAAGAGGUAAAUGAAGCAAAAGUGUUCUAUCAAUAAACAUUUGGAGCUUAACCUGAUUAGCCUAAGGAAGAUUAAUAAAUUGCCCCUUCGUAAGAUUUUUAUUGUUGGGAAACUAUGACAGAUACAUAAAAUAAAGAUAAAAAUAAAUGA